AUGGCGUCGUCCUCCUCUGCUGUGAGCAAGCGCGGCGGCGGCGGCGACUCGGGAGGCGUGCUGGCCGCGAUCUCGCGGUCGGCGGUGGCGCAGCACGGGCGCGACGCGGCGGCGGUGGCGGGCAAGCUGCUGCGGAGCACGGGCAAGGCGGCGUGGAUCGCCGGGACCACCUUCCUGGUGCUGGUGGUGCCGCUCAUCAUCGAGAUGGACCGCGAGCAGCAGAUGGUCGACCUCGACCUCCAGCAGCAGGCGCUCCUCGGCGCGCCGCCCACGCCGUCCCUCGCCAAAUAAACUCCGUCCUCUCCUUCUCCGUCGGCUCCGAAUGGUUUCUUCCGUCUCCGUCUCCGUCGGGUUCUUUUCGUGUUAUUAUCAUCAUAAAGUUGUCGAGGAUUUUAUCACUAGCCUGUGUUAUUGAGAAGAAAGAGUUUGUGGUAUGAUGUGUGCUAUGCUAAACUGCUUCUGCUUGGUACUAUCUGAAUAUCUCGAGGUUGUCUUGUCUUGAACUA
This is a messenger RNA of Lolium rigidum, 506 nucleotides long. Its product is annotated as mitochondrial import receptor subunit TOM9-2-like. Gene Ontology annotation, cellular component: mitochondrial outer membrane. The transcript has a single exon. The record is from RefSeq and is a predicted model, not a curated record. Gene Ontology annotation, biological process: intracellular protein transport. Lineage: Eukaryota; Viridiplantae; Streptophyta; Magnoliopsida; Poales; Poaceae. The coding region runs from base 1 to 291 and encodes 96 amino acids.